Pteropus alecto (black flying fox) is the source of this 942-nucleotide messenger RNA. Its product is annotated as olfactory receptor 2A12-like. Gene Ontology annotation, cellular component: membrane. The record is from RefSeq and is a predicted model, not a curated record. Gene Ontology annotation, molecular function: olfactory receptor activity; G protein-coupled receptor activity. Lineage: Eukaryota; Metazoa; Chordata; Mammalia; Chiroptera; Pteropodidae. Gene Ontology annotation, biological process: G protein-coupled receptor signaling pathway.
AUGAAGUAUCUUUUCUGGGAGAACCACAGCUCCGUGUCUGAGUUCUUCCUUCUGGGUUUCUCCAGAGAUUCAAAAAUUAAUAUAAUCCUCUUCAACAUCUUUCUCUUCCUCUACUCUAUAUUUGCAGACAAUGGGCUCAUUGUCACCUUGAUCCACCUGGACUCCUGCCUGCACACACCCAUGUACUUCUUCCUCAGUGUCCUCUCUUUGCUAGACAUGAAUUAUGUCACCAUCAGUCCCCAGAUGUUGGUGCAUCUGGUCUGCCAAAAGAAAACUAUCUCCUAUAUUGGAUGUGUGAUGCAGAUGUACAUCCUUCUGGUGUUGUGCAUCACUGAGGGCUGGCUGUUCUCUGUCAUGGCCUAUGAUAGGUAUGUAGCCAUCUGCCACCCACUUAGGUACAAGGUUAUCAUGAGCCCAUGGCUGUGUGGGGCAAUGGUGGUCUUUUGUGGAUUGUGGGGUGUCAGCUGUUCCCUUAUCUAUAUUGUCUUCACAAUUCGCCUGACUCACUCUGGCCCCAAUGAGAUCAAUCACUUCUUCUGUGAGGUUCCUACUGUUCUAAAAUUGGCCUGUGCAGACACGUCUCUCAAUGACCAAGUUGAUUUCAUUCUGGGAUUCAUCCUUCUCCUGGUACCCCUUUCCUUCAUUCUGACCUCUUAUAUUCGCAUCUCUGCCACCAUCUUGAGAAUCCCUUUCACCCAGGGUCAACUCAAGGCCUUCUCCACCUGCACCUCCCACAUCACCAUGGUAACCAUGUUCUGUGAACCUGCCAUGUCUAUGUACAUGAAGCCUGGGGCCAAUGCCUCCCGAGAGCGAGACGAGAAACUGGCUCUGUUCUACAAUGUCAUCUCUGCCUUUCUCAACCCCAUCAUCUAUAGCCUCAGAAACAAAGAUGUGAAGAGGGCUUUCCUCAAGUUAACAGGCUGGGGCAGUGUCUCUGAGUGA